Molecule: messenger RNA, 1554 nt
Organism: Penaeus indicus
Lineage: Eukaryota; Metazoa; Arthropoda; Malacostraca; Decapoda; Penaeidae
Product: neurofilament heavy polypeptide-like
Exons: 10
Coding region: 1-1554 (517 amino acids)
Source: RefSeq, a predicted model, not a curated record
AUGACUAGUCUCCGGUACCUUACCAUGGAUGAGCUCUGGAGGGUGACCGAGGUGGCCCCCGAGGAUCCCAAGGUGACCAAAAACCUUGAGGAGGAGGAACUGUGGAACCUCUUCACACACAAACUCGAGGGUGAAACCAAGGGGACCGGGGUGGUCAUCCAGGAAAUCACGGAGACCGUGACCGAGAAGGUGGCCGAGAAAAUCGUGGAACCCAGGAAAACCAAGAAGGUGACCGAGAAAAUCUUGGAACCCAGGAAGACCAAGAAGGUGACCAAAGAGGUUGACCAGGAUGAAAUGUUGAACAUCUUGAACGAACUCCUUAAAGCCUCCACGAUAAAGAGUAACCGCCUUCAGGAGAUUCUGAAAUCAGGAGCUUCUGAAAUCGUCGAGGAACCCAAGGAAAUCGUCGAGGAGCCCAAGGUGAGCGAGGAAAUCGUCGAGGAGCCCAAGGUCACCCCUGAAGAGGACACGGAAAGCCAGGAGACCCGAAUGGUUGCCCCCGUCACCCCUGAAGAGGACACGGAAAGCCAGGAGACCCGAAUGGUUGCCCCUAAAGAGGAAACGGAAGGUCCAGAAAUCGAGCAGUACUAUACCCAAGAGGUUGCCCCCGUCACCCCUGAAGAGGACACGGAAAGCCAGGAGACCCGAAUGGUUGCCCCCGUCACCCCUGAAGAGGACACGGAAAGCCAGGAGACCCGAAUGGUUGCCCCUAAAGAGGAAACGGAAGGUCCAGAAAUCGAGCAGUACUAUACCCAAGAGGUUGCCCCCGUCACCCCUGAAGAGGACACGGAAAGCCAGGAGACCCGAAUGGUUGCCCCCGUCACCCCUGAAGAGGACACGGAAAGCCAGGAGACCCGAAUGGUUGCCCCUAAAGAGGAAACGGAAGGUCCAGAAAUCGAGCAGUACUAUACCCAAGAGGUUGCCCCCGUCACCCCUGAAGAGGACACGGAAAGCCAGGAGACCCGAAUGGUUGCCCCCGUCACCCCUGAAGAGGACACGGAAAGCCAGGAGACCCGAAUGGUUGCCCCUAAAGAGGAAACGGAAGGUCCAGAAAUCGAGCAAGGACACGGAAAGCCAGAAGACCCAAGGGCUGGAACUCGAAGAGUUGCUCCAAAUGCGGAAACCCAAAAAGAGGAAACGGAAAGCCCCCGUCCAAUUUGGGUGGGACACAAGGAGACCGUUGUGGUCUUCGAGCAGAAUAAAGACACCGAGGCAGUCGUCGAGGAAUCAAUGGUGGGUCACAACGAGACCGAGGCAGUCGUCGAGGAAUCAAUGGUGGGACACAACGAGACCGUUGUGGUCUUCGAGCAGAAUGAGGAGACCGAGGCAGUCGUCGAGAAACCAAAGGUGACCGAAGUGGUCGUCGAGGAACCAAAGGUGACCGAAGUGGUCGUCGAGGAACCAAAGGCUGCGGUUCCACUCCCAGAGACAAAUGUAAAGGAGUUUCCACCAGAUGCAGGCGAUCUCGAUGAGAGAUGGAGCCGAUAUUUUAAGGCUAUUUUAGAGGUAGUGGGGACAGCCAGCGAACGGUGUUGGGAAUACUGUGUAAUAUAA